UGCGUCAUUUUUCAUUUGUGCAAAACAAACAAGGUUUAUGAACGUUCUCCGACCAAACCUCGCCUGAAAAUCACCAGUUCCGGAGCGUCCGAAGUUCGUGGGCCAGUCACUUUCAGAGUUCCACUCAUCGCCAAAUCCUCUCUUUCUUGUACCCCUUUUCUCCUUCUCGGCUUCAGGUGCGAGACUGCAGAAUUUCGGGGAUUGGAACGGUAAUUUCACCCCCUCUCUUCUUUGUCAAGGGCCUUUCGCAGUUGCUUGCUGGAGGGUGUGCGGGUCGCUUUCGGAUGGCGUCUUCGACUUGAAUCGGACUCAGCGGCCAAAAUGAGUAAAGCUUGAAUCGGACCUUGUCGAAAUCCUCGACACCCCAUUUCUUUUGCGCACCUCCCCAGGAAGGGCAAGGUUUUUGGAAAUAGCUGGAAGAAAGCAAGAUGUCAAAUGAUGGACGAAUCUUGCAGCAGAGAAGAGAACCACCCAAAAGUCCUUGCCAGACGGAGAUCGAACUGGAUAGGUUCAGUAGCUUGCCAGGACAUAUUAUAGAUCAAAUCUUGUCUCAGUUGUCAAUAAGGGAUGCCGUAAGAACAAGUGUUCUGUCAACAAAAUGGCGGUUCAAGUGGGCCACACUUCCAAAUCUUGUAUUUGACAACCAUUGUAUUUCACUUACUUCCCAAGACCAGGCAGUCAUCAAGAGUAAGCUCGUGAGCAUUAUUGACCAUGUUCUCUUACUUCAUACUGGUCCUGUGUACAAAUUUAGGCUUUCUCAUCGAGAGCUUGUUGGUGUCACUGAUAUCGACCGGUGGAUUCUCCAUCUGUCAAGGAGCCUUAUCAGAGAAUUUGUUCUUGAAAUAUGGAAGGGCCAAAGAUACAAGCUGCAUUCUUGUUUGUUUUCAUGCCAGAACUUGACACACUUGGAGCUGUUCAAUUGUUUGGUCAGACCUCCAUCAACGUUCCAUGGCUUUAAUAAUUUAAAGAGCCUUGACCUGCAACACAUUACAAUGGGGCAAGAUGUGUUUGAACAUCUCAUAACAAGCUGUCCUCUUCUCGAAAGACUGACGUUGAUGAACUUUGAUGGUUUCUCACAUCUUAACAUUGAUGCACCAGGCCUUUUGUUCUUUGACAUUGGAGGUGUUUUUGAUGAUGUAAGUUUUAAAAAUACGUUCCAGUUAGCUCUAGUUUCCAUUGGCUUGUAUGCCAAAGAUAAGAUCAGCAAACGGCCUGGUUGUAGCAGCAAUUUGCUCAAGUUCUUUGCUCAUUUGCCCCAUAUUCGAAGACUUGAGAUACAGAGUUACUUUUUGAAGUAUUUGGCUGUUGGGGAUGUGCCAUCAAAGUUGCCUAGCCCAUGUGUUGAUCUCGGUUACCUUUCCUUGCGCAUAAACUUUGAUGACUGGGAAGAGAAUAAAGCUGCUUUAUGCCUAUUAAGAAGCUCCCCAAAUUUACAAGAACUUGAGAUAUUGGCUCGGCCCGAAGAAGUUCCUACAGAGAGUUUUGUUAGCUUUUGGGAAGGCGAGCAUUGGAGUUGCAUGUUUGACCAACUGCGGCUGGUGAAAGUUUCUGGAAUAUCUGGAACAAGGCUUGAGCUGGGUUUCAUAAGCUUCCUGCUUUUGGCUUCUCCUGCACUUGAGAGGAUGACCUUGAAGCCUGCUUCAGCCAAUGGACAAUUGCUGAUGUUGAAAGAGUUGCUGCGGUUUCGGCGAGCAUCCGUCCGCGCAGAAAUUGUCUAUUUGGAUCCAUGACAUCUUGGGAUUCCGCAGCUGCAUCCUCUGGCAAGUACUUUGGUUAGCAAAGUGACUCACCGUGUCAACACAUGGAUUCUCAUGGUUUUUUGAGCAUUUUUGUUUGGAGAGUUCACUUGAUUCAAUGUGUGCUUGAGCACUAAACUGCAUGUAUUGAGAUCAGUGGAAUUGGCCAUGAUAUUGUGGACUA
This is a messenger RNA of Syzygium oleosum, 1920 nucleotides long. RefSeq names its product F-box/FBD/LRR-repeat protein At1g13570-like. The coding region runs from base 429 to 1730 and encodes 433 amino acids. Gene Ontology annotation, molecular function: protein binding. The transcript has 5 exons. NCBI's taxonomy places the organism in Eukaryota, Viridiplantae, Streptophyta, Magnoliopsida, Myrtales, Myrtaceae. The record is from RefSeq and is a predicted model, not a curated record.